AUGCUUUCCGUUGCGUUUUUCAGGUCUACAAGAUGGCUCACUGGUUGUAGCACGAAUUCGCUGGCCGUAACGUCCGUGGUUCAAACACGACCACUGCUUCUUGACUUCCCAUGUCUAGGUUUGGGUAACCUGGUAGUACCCCAGACCUCGUGCUUCCUUUUGGUGGCAUGGCAGUUAAGCGCCAAAAAGUGGACCCAGAAAUCAAAACGAAAACCUCUGAACCGUCUCCUCGAACAGCUGUCAAACGGUGCGAUAUUAACGGCCACUGGGAGCAGAUAUCUAGUGCUACUCGGAGCUGGAACUCCCGUUUGCGAUAUGACCCUGCCAACCACAUACAAACACUGUCUCUGA
This is a messenger RNA of Opisthorchis viverrini, 351 nucleotides long. RefSeq lists its product as hypothetical. The transcript has 2 exons. NCBI's taxonomy places the organism in Eukaryota, Metazoa, Platyhelminthes, Trematoda, Opisthorchiida, Opisthorchiidae. The record is from RefSeq and is a predicted model, not a curated record. Bases 1 to 351 code for a protein of 116 amino acids.